AUGGAGUUAGCGUUCGAUAUACCUUCGUCAUGCUCAGGAGUCGUGACCAAUAGGUGCAACCUCAAGGUUGCCGAUCAUGUAUUUAAGAAUCUAGAUGAUGGACAUAAAGCUCUAUUUGUGAAAUCAUGCUUCUGGCCACUAGUGCGCAUUCCCAAUUUGAAAUUGGCGUCUCAAAUAAUCCACCACCUUCUUCAAAGGACCUUGAAAUUAUGCGAGAACGAAAAAGACGCCGUUUGGUUCAAAUUUGGAGAAAGAAAAGCUAGAUUCGGGUUACAAGAAUUUUCUCUUGUAAGCGGAUUCAAGAUUGUGCAUGAUGUGGCUUCGUACGAGGUCCCGGAAAGAAGUAGUUCGCUUUUGUAUUUAUUCAAAAGGAAGCGAGGGAAGCUAACAAAGAAAGACUUGCUCAAUAAAUUUGAUGAUUUGGUUUGGGCAUUUGAGGCACUGCCUGAGCUUGGAAGAAAAUUUUCUGAAACUUGUGGUGGGUGUGCCAGACUUCCGAGAAUUUUGUCUUGGAAAAUGAAAAAACAGUGGCGAAGCGAGCAACUUAGUACGUUUUUCAACACGUCGGAGAUGAGGAAGAAGAAGAAGAAGAAGAAGAAGAAGAAGAAGAAGAAGAAGAAGAAGCGAACAUUACAACCUUCAAGGGAUGAAGUUCAAACUUCAUACUUGAAGGAAUUCCGUAUUGUCCCUGAAGAUGAGGAAGAAGAAGAAGAAGAAGAAGCAGUUUUUUGUUUAAAUAUAUACCCUAACUUUACGAAGAAGAAGAAGAAGAAGAAGAAGAAGAAGAAGAAGAAGAAGAAGAAGAAGAAGAAGAAGAGGAAGAAGAAGAAGAGGAAGAAGAAGAAGAAGAAUGAUGCAUCUCAGUCUGAUCCGCCACAAUCGCAAGUUUUUGGUGCUGAAAAGAUUUCAGCUAUAGUCAAGAAGUUUGUGAAGGAUGAGAUUAGAUUAUUUUCUUUGCAAAUGGAAAUGAAGAUGGACAUGUUUUUUGAGCGAAUGGAAAUGAAGAUGGACAAGUUUUUUGAGCGAAUAACAGAUUUAGUUUUUCAGUCAAAAGAUAGUCCAUCUACCCGUGCUACUUAUGACGGGACAAAUGUUGAUACGGAGACCGCUCGAAUAGUAGAUGGUGUGGAAGACACGAUCAAUUCACCAUCUCCCAUGCCCGAGAAAGAAAAGGUGGGAGUUCAUGAUGACGUGGGCUUGGAAAUGAGGGCAAAAGAUAAAGUUGUCUUGGUCAAAGACAAAUUUUCUGAGGAGGCUGUCUCACCAAAGAAGAAUGAACAUGGAUUCGAUACCGGUGUUGUGACUGACCCGUCAUCAAUGAUGUUCCAAGAACGACCUAUGGAGAUCGAGGAAACCGAUGAAGAUGAUGCACUCGAGUCUCCUAAGGGAAGAGGGCACGGGAAGAAAAGAAAGGCCGCCGUCCUACUUACUCCGUGGAGGAAUCCCGUAAAAAGACAAAAAAUUCCAAAUGUGACGGAGUACGACCAUCAUAGGACAGUGGAUGAAGCUAAACUUGAGGAUUUAAGGCGGUGGUUGGCGAACUCCCCUGAAAGGUUUGACUGUUGGAUGUUUACAAUCAAAUUCAUUGAGUUUUUGCAUGCUGGGAAGGAUGUUAAAGGCGUAGAGCAAAAAAUGAUUCCCUCUUGGCAGUCGCGGCCGCGGAGAUCGUCACACCGGCGACAUCCUGGCAAGGGUUCUGUCCCCUUCAAUGUCGCGACCGCGGUGCUAGUCGCGCCCCCGACAUCCUGGCAAGGGUUCUGUCCCGCCCGCGGUGACCCCGUCGCGAGCUUCUGCAGCUUGACAUUUCCUGUCGCGGGCGUGACGAUCACCGCGGGCGCUACAGAAGCUCGCGACGGCUGUCCUGGGCGCGACGAUCAAGCUGUCGCAGGC
Messenger RNA from Striga asiatica, 1890 nucleotides. The record is from the annotation of a GenBank genome assembly. Lineage: Eukaryota; Viridiplantae; Streptophyta; Magnoliopsida; Lamiales; Orobanchaceae.